AUCUGUCCUUCCACUCUAACGUUGCCCGGAAACAAGACAAAGUACGAGAAGAAAUGAUGGAAAACUCAACCAAGACCGCCGCAGAGGAGCCCUCCAUCAACCUGUUCCAGUGCAUGAUCCUGCUCAGCUACAACCUGACUGGUGAUGCUGUGUUCGCGAAAUCCCUGGCUAGAUGCAAGGAGGUGGGAUUCCAGGAGGCAGUGGGCGGACCGGGAUUCAGGAUUGUCACGAUCCUUUUCGGACUGGCCAUCAUCGUCCCGAAUCUGCUGAUUGUGUUCGGUAUCGUCAGGGCCAGUGUCCUGCACAAACCCAUGUAUUACUUCAUCGGGAACAUCGCCGUAGUGGACGUCCUGGCCGGGGCGGUCUGCCUCUCCAUACCGCUCCUCCUCCGCUCGGACGCCGCCCAGUCUCCCAUCCAGGCCCUGUACACCACGCUGUUCUUCACGCUGUACCUGUCCCUGCUCGGCAUCGCUCUUCUGUCCAUCGACCGCUACGUGUCCAUUCAUCACGGACUCUUCUACAACACCGCCGUCAGGGGCCGUCACGCCGCGGCGGCGGUUAGCGCAGCCUGGCUCGGGAGCGCGCUUCUCUGUUACUCCGUCAUGAUGGGGUGGAACUGUCAGGACCUCGCCAUCAGCGCAGAACGAUGUGUCGGGACCUUAGAUGGCAACUACAUGAUACUGUUAACAGCUAUCAUAUUGUUGGUCAUGUUGAUUGUGGUUCAGACCAAUGUAGGUAUCUUCCUGGCUAUCAAACGUAGGUUAGAGCCACAUGAACAGGUAUGUUCUAACACGGACGGUCAACACAUAUCAUCGGCUAAGAAAAAGGUGAUUACCCUGUGGAUAGUAGUGGUCAUUUUCUUCGUUUGCUGGAUGCCUUUCCUUAUCCAGAUUAUACGGCUUUUAAACACAUUUUAUAUGACCACAAUGAAAGAGCGCUUAGCGGCUGGUGGCCUUCAGGGCUGGGGAGUGGCAAUAGCGUUUUGCUAUAUCUUUGCUCUGGUUAACCCGGUAAUUUACGCAUUUCGUCUGACGGAGCUGAGAAAUGAGGUUAAACUGCAGUUAGGAAAGUGUUGGAUUAACGUAAAACGGUGCUUUGUUCGCCCACAAAUAGCUCCUAGCAAGGACGCCACAGCUCCGCCACAGAUAGCAGUGGGAAGUAACUCUGUUCCUGGCGUCUUUUUGGUUCCUACUGUAAGUAGGCAUGUAGAUUUUCAUUCUGGAGUUCAAACAGUUUCUGACCAGUCUGAAAUAAGUCGAGAUCCGUCUAGUAUUGUGGAUAUGUUCAAAUCAGAAAUAGUCAGCACAACUCGCCACACUUUUUAUGAUACAUUAAUAACAGUGCAAUCUAGAAAUACAACACAAACUGGCGUUGUGGAUUUACCCGUGGUAAGCUAUUGAUGUUAAAGCACUAAUAGCACUCUUGGUUAAGAUUAAAUAUGACUAUGUACUUUGAUAAAUAUGACUAUGUACUUUGAUGAUAAAUGUAAUUCUAUAUAGUCUGGCUGCGAAACUGCCAUACGUUUUCUGUUAGAAUAUGUGGGGCAUAAUCACUGAGAGUUUCGACUUUCUUGCACGUAUACGUACGUUUCUUGAAUAUGCACGAAUAAUUUCAUAGAUUGGACAGCACAGUUCUUUAUUCACAACCACUUGUUUAACAACAAGGGCCGAUGUUCGAAGACCGCCUGCCAUCUUCAUCAGUGCAAUGUUGGACUGCGUUGUUAACAGUAACACCUAGUUUCAGUGAACCAGUCAUAA
Messenger RNA from Branchiostoma belcheri (Belcher's lancelet), 1757 nucleotides. RefSeq names its product melanocyte-stimulating hormone receptor-like. Gene Ontology annotation, biological process: G protein-coupled receptor signaling pathway. The record is from RefSeq and is a predicted model, not a curated record. Gene Ontology annotation, cellular component: membrane. Bases 54 to 1400 code for a protein of 448 amino acids. NCBI's taxonomy places the organism in Eukaryota, Metazoa, Chordata, Leptocardii, Amphioxiformes, Branchiostomatidae. Gene Ontology annotation, molecular function: G protein-coupled receptor activity. The transcript has a single exon.